GGCAAACGUAAGUUCUUGUUCACACUCUUCAAAAAUUUUGGAAACCAAAGAGGGCAUACAAUGGCGUAAUUUCCACUACGGACAUGCAAAACUUGAAAGCACGACCAGAUCUUCGAUAUUUUUGGCUGCUUUCGGAAUGGAAAUCAUGACGUCCUUCCAAUUCACUCAGCCUUCUCACGCGCCAUCCUGGAUAACAUCGCUUCUCUCGGUGAACACCGUCGUUUUGAUCGCAAUGAACUCGUUCGCCUUUGUCAUCGGCACCUGUUUGCUGCCCCACUUGAAGGCCGUCAAUGAAGAGUACGUCGCGCCUCAAGAGGGCCAAACAAAAAUGAACGCCGUGCCCUCGUUUUCACCACACGAGCAGUUGUCCGGGUUCAUCAGGACAAGCCAAAGAAUUUCCCACGUCUUCGGCCUGUUCGUUUUCCUCCUCGAAGUGCCACUGGUGAUUUGGGUCAAAUUAUGGGACCUUUCGCAAAACGCGUGCAUCGCCAGCACGGCGGUCAUGGUGCCCUUCAUGGUCAUUUUUGCCACUUUUGUAUGGUUUUUCAACUUCGGUUAUAAAACGCAAAUGUACAAAAACAGGCAAACUGUGAUCGACGAAGUUGAAAACCAGUACAAGAGCAGGUCGCGGGAAUCUUUGGAAAUGACUGAUAUUUUUUGCGAAGAGCAUCAUUUUCCUGAAAUUAACGUGUCUCAAAGGCACAGCCUGGAUGCCAAUUUCAGGCCUGGCAGCAACCCACACCAUUUGAGAGAACAUAGUUUUCACAGACACAGCAUGUCUCAUUUAUGUGAAACUGCAGAGGUUAUUGAAUAAUAAAGUUUAA
Messenger RNA from Neocloeon triangulifer, 824 nucleotides. RefSeq names its product calcium release-activated calcium channel protein 1-like. The coding region runs from base 137 to 814 and encodes 225 amino acids. NCBI's taxonomy places the organism in Eukaryota, Metazoa, Arthropoda, Insecta, Ephemeroptera, Baetidae. The record is from RefSeq and is a predicted model, not a curated record. Gene Ontology annotation, molecular function: store-operated calcium channel activity. The transcript is spliced from 2 exons. Gene Ontology annotation, biological process: store-operated calcium entry. Gene Ontology annotation, cellular component: membrane.